AUGCUUCUAGUCCAAGAAUCAAAACAGAGACCUUUACGUCCAUGGGAUAAGCACAAGAAAACACAUUUGGACCCCAAAGAAAGGAACACGGUUCUAAAUGAUUCUUUUAUCGGACAAGUUACAAAAUGGAACAGCUUAGAGAUCGAUCUUACCCGAAGAAUCGGAAGCGACGGGAUUCCGGCGAAUGAGGAGCUGUUUGGUUCUGGUAAAUACGGAGGAGGAGACGCCCUAAGCGGCGGUCUCAACGGUGGCGAUUGA
Microthlaspi erraticum is the source of this 258-nucleotide messenger RNA. NCBI's taxonomy places the organism in Eukaryota, Viridiplantae, Streptophyta, Magnoliopsida, Brassicales, Brassicaceae. The record is from the annotation of a GenBank genome assembly.